AAACUAAAAAAAUUUAGCGCUAAAAUUAAAAGGCUCUCAAAUAUCUGGCUGCCCACCAUACCUGAACCUCUGUUUUCGUCUUUGGCUGUGAAAAUUUCUGAAUUAGUCGAGCAAAUGCUAUCAUUAACGUGUCUGUCAUUGGAUAUUGCUACUUUAUUUCACCAACCGUCUCUUGUACAAUCUUCAAAACCCAAAUUCACUUCAAAAACAAUAAUCAAGAACCAACCAACAACUACAACAAAAAUACAUUCCUUCUCUUACAAGAACGAUACCCAUUCACGAAGAACUUCAAAUUUGUGCUAUUUAACCAAGUUUGAUUCAUACCCAGAUGCUGAUUCGCUGGAUGCACAAUGCUCAACUGGUUCUACUAAUUACAGUCUGCUUGCGCUUUGGCUUCGGUCCUGUUAUAGCGUAAAGGAUGUAAAAAGAGUGCACGCGGUUGUUUUAAAGUGUUUGAAGAAUUCUAGUACUUAUGUAAAUAACAAUUUGAUUAGCAGGUAUGUGAAACUAGGGGAAUUAAAUGAGGCGCGGAAGGUGUUUGAUGAAAUGCCUGAACGAAAUGUUGUUAGUUGGACUGCUAUGAUUAAUGGGUAUGUUGGUUUUGGGUUGGAUGAUGAAGCUUUGAGGUUGUUUAGUGAGUUUGUAGAUAGUGGGAUUGCAGGGAAUAGUAGGACUUUUGUGUGUGUGCUGAAUUUGUGCGGUAAAAGGUGUGAUUUUAAGCUCGGGAGUCAAAUACAUGCCUGUGUUGUAAAGGGUAAAUGGAGGAAUUUAAUUUUGGAUAGUGCUAUUGUUUCGUUUUAUGCUCAAUGUGGCGACUUGAAAAGCGCCUUUUUUAUUUUUGAUCGGAUGAUGGAAAAGGAUGUGGUUUGUUGGACAAGCUUGGUUAGUGCUUGCUCGCAACAGGGACAUGCAGAGGAGGCUUUUAGGAUGUUUUCGCAAAUGCUGAGUGAUGGAUUUUCGCCUAAUGAGUUUACGGUAUGUGCAGUUUUAAAGGCUUGUGGAGAAAAGAAGGUGUUAAAGUUUGGGAGACAAUUACAUGGUGCCAUAGUUAAGAGGAUGUAUAAACAUGAUAUUUUUAUCGGAAGCGCUUUAGUGGAUAUGUAUGCGAAAUGUGGGGAGAUGAUAGAUUCUAGAAAAGUGUUUAUUGGAAUGAGGAAUAGAAAUACGGUUACAUGGACUUCUAUUAUAGCAGGGUAUGCUAGGCAAGGGCUUGGUGAAGAAGCCUUAUGUCUCUUUCGAGUGAUGAAGAGACGGAAGAUUAUUUCUAACAAUUUUACUGUUGUGAGCGUUCUUAGGGCCUGCGGCUCAAUCUCAGCUUCACUUACCGGGAAAGAAGUUCAUGCACAAAUUAUCAAGAAUGGGGUUCAAUCAAAUGUGUAUUUAGGAAGCACUCUUGUGUGGUUCUACUGCAAAUGUGGGGAGUUUGAUGUUGCUUCAAAGGUCCUUGAACAGAUGCCAUUUAAGAAUGUUGUAUCGUGGACUGCCAUGAUUUCUGGUUGUGCAGGUCUCGGGUAUGAAUCUGAAGCUCUCGAGUUUUUGAAAGAAAUGAUGGAGGAAGGCGUAGAACCUAAUGAAUAUACAUAUUCAUCAGCUCUAAAAGCUUGUGCUAAUCUUGAAACUGUUCUACAAGGAAAAUUGAUUCACUCAUUUGCCAAUAAGACCCCUGCCUCAUCCAAUGUGUUCGUCGGCAGUGCCUUAAUAUACAUGUAUUCCAAAUGCGGACAUUUAUCAGAUGCAAUUCAAGUUUUCGACAGCAUGCCAGAGCGGAACUUAAUUGCGUGGAAGACGAUGAUUUUGAGUUACGCAAGGAACGGAUUCUGCCGAGAGGCUUUAAAGCUUAUGUAUCGUAUGGAGGCAGAGGGCAUUGAAGUGGAUAAUUACAUCUAUACUUCAGUGAUGAGUUCAUGUGGUGAUGUAGAUUGGAAUGCAGAGUCUUCAUCCGAGUAUUGUUUGCGGUCUUAGUAAACUGCAUUUGCAGUUUACGGGCAUUAUUGUAAACUUGUACUAAUAUUUUUGUCUUCGGGAGAGAUGAGGAGGAAACAAAUAUUUUGAAGUUAGAUAAACACUCCCAUUUGUAGGAAAUUGAUGUAAAUAAUAAUGGAAAUAUAAUUUGUAGGAGGAUUUAUAGUCCAUUUGGUACCAAAACUUUUCCAAACUAUGAAUUUAGUUUUUUUCUGUUACA
Molecule: messenger RNA, 2182 nt
Organism: Mercurialis annua (annual mercury)
Lineage: Eukaryota; Viridiplantae; Streptophyta; Magnoliopsida; Malpighiales; Euphorbiaceae
Product: pentatricopeptide repeat-containing protein At4g18520, chloroplastic
Exons: 1
Coding region: 115-1962 (615 amino acids)
Biological process (GO): RNA modification
Molecular function (GO): RNA binding; protein binding
Source: RefSeq, a predicted model, not a curated record